Molecule: messenger RNA, 993 nt
Organism: Hyphopichia burtonii NRRL Y-1933
Lineage: Eukaryota; Fungi; Ascomycota; Pichiomycetes; Serinales; Debaryomycetaceae
Exons: 4
Coding region: 1-993 (330 amino acids)
Biological process (GO): RNA methylation
Cellular component (GO): mitochondrion
Molecular function (GO): rRNA (uridine-2'-O-ribose)-methyltransferase activity
Source: RefSeq, a predicted model, not a curated record
AUGCGAAGUUUCCUCCCACGACAUUUUGGCCCCGAGUCCCAAAAUAGCCCAGAUAAUCCCAUAAAACUAACUAGACAAGAAAAGAUCAAUCGAACCAACUUGAGUUCACACGCUAAAUUAUACUAUACCGAUCGAGAGUUUGGGAUUUUCCAUAAAGGUGUUCGUACUGUGCUUGAUCUUGGCUAUAUGCCCGGAAAUUGGUCGUCUUAUGCUAAAGAUAAACUACUCCAAGUACAUGAAACCACUGAAGAAGAAUUUAGUAAGGAAUGCCAUAUUGCAGGGUUUGAUAUAUUAUUUGGAACGCCUCCCCUGAAGGUAUCAACUAUCCAAGGUAACAUAUACUCCCAAAGCACUCAUAGCAAUAUACAUCACCAUUUUAAAGAGGUUGCACUAAGAAGAUUGCAAGACGCGUCUAAACCUCGCUUGCAACUCCAAGACGACCAUGAAACUUCUUAUAUUGAUAAGGAAAUCGAUCAAGCCUACAUGGACCAAUUGGAUGAAGCACCCUCCACGUUGGCCAAAACUAGGUUGGCUAAUCGGGCUCCCCAUGAGCUUAAGAUUCUUGCAUCCCUCAAACCUCAAGAUUAUCAACCAGAUUUGAUAUUGUCAGAUCUUUGUGCUCCAUUUUAUCAAAAUGGUGGCUUUUUCAAUAAUACUAGCACUAGGCCUUAUAUUCGAACUGGAAAUAACCCGGGGUUGAAUAAUGUUUUGCAAGAUCCUUUAAAAUCUCUGCUUGAUUUGGCAGACGCGUCGCUACUAUUGGCAUGCUCUUUAUUGAAGAAAGGAGGUGACUUGGUUUUAAGGAUCGCUAAAGUUGACUUGAACGAUCCAGAAUUAAGAUUUUUGGAAUUAAAAUUGAAAAAGGUUUUCAAUGUUGUUGUGAAAUGGCACUAUGAUGACUAUAGGCCAAACACCAUUGGAAAUCAAGAGUUAUUUUUUAUUUGCCGAAAUAAAAAACAUCAAUUUACGAUUAUAUAUAACUUUAAUGAAUGA